AUGUCGUUGCUAUUCACAGGCCAACAUUGCUACAAGUUGGCUAGUGAUGUACCUCUCGGUGAAGGCACCUAUGCGACCGUUUAUAAAGGGAGAAACCGGCAAACUGCUCAGAUGGUAGCUUUGAAAGAGAUCCAUCUGGAUUCGGAAGAGGGUACUCCAUCCACUGCAAUUCGCGAGAUCUCCCUGAUGAAAGAACUAAAACAUGAAAAUAUCCUAUCUCUGUAUGAUAUAAUCCACACCGAAAACAAGCUGAUGCUUGUUUUCGAGUUCAUGGACAAAGACCUGAAAAAAUACAUGGAAGUGCGAAACAACCAACUGGAAUGUGCCACUAUCAAAGAUUUCAUGCACCAAUUACUGCGUGGCGUUGCAUUUUGUCACCAUAAUCGUAUCCUGCAUCGAGAUCUUAAGCCCCAAAACCUGUUGAUUAAUGCGAAUGGACAAUUGAAAUUGGCAGACUUUGGUUUGGCACGAGCAUUUGGUAUUCCAGUCAACACCUUCUCGCACGAGGUCGUUACGUUGUGGUAUCGUGCCCCAGACGUUCUCCUCGGAAGCCGUAUGUACAACACGAGCAUUGAUAUCUGGUCUGCCGGCUGUAUCAUGGCAGAAAUGUAUGCGGGACGCCCUUUGUUCCCUGGCUCUACCAAUGAAGAUCAAUUACAGAAAAUCUUCCGCCUGAUGGGAACACCGUCGGAGCGUUCUUGGCCUGGGAUCUCACAAUUUCCGGAAUACAAACCAAAUUUUCUGGUGUAUGCCGCACAGGAUCUAAGUCUGAUCCUUCCCCGGAUAGAUAAUCUAGGUCUCGAUCUGCUCAAUCGCAUGCUGCAGUUACGCCCUGAGAUGCGGAUCAGUGCCGCCGACGCUCUUCGUCAUCCAUGGUUCAUCGAUCUUCUGCAACUUCGAUAUCAAAAUCAGCAGCACCAACAGGAACAAUAG
This is a messenger RNA of Histoplasma capsulatum G186AR, 933 nucleotides long. Its product is annotated as cyclin-dependent protein kinase PhoA. Gene Ontology annotation, molecular function: ATP binding; cyclin-dependent protein serine/threonine kinase activity. The transcript is spliced from 3 exons. Lineage: Eukaryota; Fungi; Ascomycota; Eurotiomycetes; Onygenales; Ajellomycetaceae. Gene Ontology annotation, cellular component: nucleus; cytoplasm. Bases 1 to 933 code for a protein of 310 amino acids. Gene Ontology annotation, biological process: protein phosphorylation. The record is from RefSeq and is a predicted model, not a curated record.